Molecule: messenger RNA, 1227 nt
Organism: Sordaria macrospora k-hell
Lineage: Eukaryota; Fungi; Ascomycota; Sordariomycetes; Sordariales; Sordariaceae
Biological process (GO): DNA damage response; DNA replication
Cellular component (GO): nucleus
Molecular function (GO): double-stranded DNA binding
Source: RefSeq, a predicted model, not a curated record
AUGGGCAAAGCAGAACCCGGCUCCGCCAAACACCUCGCCAACAAGAUGAAAUCUCGCGGCCUCAACCGGCUGCGCUGGUACUGCCAGCUAUGCGAGAAGUCGUGCCGGGACGAGAACGGGUACAAGAUGCACUGCCAAUCCCCUUCCCACACGGCCAAAGCUUUGGAGGCCGGGUCCAAUUUCAAGGGCGUGCAGGAUACCUUUUCCGAUCAGUUUCUCAAGGACUUCGUCGCCCAGCUCAAGACAAGCCAUGGCGAGAAGGAGAUCCACAUUAAUAAAUUCUAUCAAGAAGUGAUUGCGAGGAAAGAUCACGUGCAUUUGAAUGCUACCAAGUGGCAUUCCCUCACAGAGUUUGCGAAAUUUCUGGGCAGGGAGGGGGUUUGUAGGGUGGAGGAGAAGGAGGGGGAGGGGAUUUUUGUUGCUUGGAUUGAUGAUUCGCCUGAGGCGAUGGAGCGCAGGGAAAAGGUGAGACGGAAGGAGAUGAUGGAUAAGGGCGAUGAGGAGAGGGAGCAGAAGGUGCUGAGGGAACAGAUUAGGAGGGCGAAGAGGGAGGCGGAACAGAGGGGGGUGAACUUUGAUGAGGAGGAGGAGGAGAGGUUGAGGGAGAGGGAGUUGAAGAGGAGGGAGGGGGAGAAGAUUAAAUUGAGUUUUGGGAAACCGGCCGUGAUGAAGAAAGAGGAGGAGAAAUCGGGCGAGGAGACUUCGGCGACGACAACACCAACGCCAACACCGGCUGGUGGAGAUGGGUCACCUGCUGCUGCUGCUGCUGCUGUGACGGAGGACGAGAAGGAUACCACCGCAACACCACCUUCGACGACGACGACGACGACGACGGAUGGCGUAACCACCGAGCCGGCCAAGGCGGAAGGGAGUUCAAAGAGCGAGGAGACUGCUGCUGCCAAGACGACAACGGCAGAGGAAAGCAAACCUACGGCUGACUUGAUGACUACGGCUGCUACUCCUGCUCCUGCUCCUGCUGCCGCUCCCGCCGCUCCCGCCGCUGCUGCUGCCCCAAAGCCGGUAUCAAUGAAGUUCGGCAUGAGGCCUCAGCCGAAGAACGUCUUCAAGAAUGCGUUUGCUGGAGCUCCCAAAAAGGUCAUGGCUGCUCCGCCCAAGAAGAUGAGUGAGGCCGAGAGGAUCAUGAAGGAGGAGAUGGAGCGCAAGAGGGUUCGUGAGGAGAAGGGCGGAAAUCUCCCCAGCAACAAGAAGCCACGCUUUCAGUUUUAA